UUAGGAACACUGCAGCCAUGGCCCUGGGACUUUUCAGGGUAUGUCUGGUGGUGGUGACGGCCAUCGUUAACCACCCACUACUGUUCCCUCGGGAGAACGCUACCGUCCCGGAAAAUGAGGAGGAGAUCAUCCGCAAGAUGCAGGAGCACCAGGAGAAGCUGCAGCUGGAGCAGCUGCGCCUGGAGGAGGAGAUGUCACGGCUGGUGGCCGAGAAGGAGGCUCUGCAGCCACUGGAAGACGAGGGCCAGCCGCAGCCAGAAGCCCACACUGCCUGGGACCUCUGGAGCACGCUCUGCAUGAUCCUCUUCCUAAUCAUCGAGGUGUGGCGGCAAGACCACCAGGACGGGCCCUUUCCAGCGUGCCUGGGUGGAGAUGAGGAUGAGCUGUCUGGACUCGUAGGUACCCCACUGAGGGGCCUUCCCCUGCCCAAUAAGGCCACCCUGGACCACUUCUAUGAGCGUUGUAUUCGGAGUGCUACGGGUGAUGCCACCCGCACCAGGGAGUUUGUGGAAGGCUUCGUGGACGACCUGCUGGGAGCCCUGAGGAGCAUCUGCAACCGGGACACUGACAUGGAGAUGGAAGACUUUAUUGGCGUGGGUGACAUGUACGAAAACUGUCUAGUGGAGAGGCCCCUGUUGUACCAACUGUUUGUACCCUUCAUUCCCACAGAGUCCUAUAGCUUCCGCCCAGAGCUCUGGUGCUCCAGCCUUUCAGUGCCCUUGGAUCGCCAGGGCUAUGGCCAAAUCAAGGUGUCCCCAGCUGAUGGGGACCCUCUAGGCUGCAUCUGCGGCAAGACCAAGCUUGGGGAGGAUAUGCUGUGUCUCCUUCAUGGCAAGAAGAGAGGGGUGCGGCCUGGCCGUGGUGGAGGCAGUGCAAUGGAGGACUUGCUGUGUUCCAGAGAGUCCUCAUAUCUAGACACCGUGCAGGUCAUGAAGUGGUUCCUAGUGUCCCUCACCAGAGCCUGGCACCACAUUGCCCACAAGUAUGAGUUCGACCUUGCUUUUGACCAGCUGGACACCCCAGGGUCUCUCAAGAUCAAGUUCCGCUCGGGAAAGUCCAUGCCCUUCACCCUGACUCCGGUUGUCCAGUAUAAUGACUCGGAUCUAUACUUUGUCUCACAGGUCCCCAAGGUGUCGUGUGAGGGUACUCCAGCCCGGAACUCUGACUGGUUCCUGUCCUUUGCUGUCUGCGAGAGACAGUUCCUCCGGAUGACAACCAAGGCUUUGCCGGAGGGUGCCUGCCACCUCAGCUGUUUGCAGAUCGCCUCCUUCUUGCUUUCCAAGCAGAGCCGCCUGACAGGCCCCAGUGGGCUGAACAACUACCACCUAAAAACUGCCCUGAUGCAUCUCCUGCUGUCCAGGCAGGCUACUGACUGGACGGCCAGCCAGCUGGAUGUGCGCCUGCGGGAGCUCUUCUGCUUCCUGGAGAGGAGCCUGCUGGAGAAGAAGCUCCACCAUUUCUUUGUGGGCAACCGCAAGGUGCCCGUGGCUAUGGGACUCCCAGAGACCCUGCGCAGAGCCGAGCCUCUCAACCUCUUCCGGCCCUUCGUUCUGCAGCGGACGCUUUACCACAGCACAGUGGAGUCCUUCUAUGAAAUGCUCAAGAAUGCCCCAACACUCGUCCGCGAGUAUUCCCUUCAUGUCCCUUCAGACCACGCCAGCCCACCACCAAAAGCAGUCGCCUUGUAGAGCAUGAGAUUUGACGGCCGUGAGGGAAAGCAUCUUAUGUAUCUACCUUACUGGCCUCUGUGACGCCAUACAGGAAACACAGCAGGCCUGGAGGCAGCUGACGUUCACCUUGCUAAGGAGCCAGGUCCUGGAGAGUGAAGGAAA
Molecule: messenger RNA, 1832 nt
Organism: Acomys russatus (golden spiny mouse)
Lineage: Eukaryota; Metazoa; Chordata; Mammalia; Rodentia; Muridae
Gene: Itprip
Product: inositol 1,4,5-trisphosphate receptor interacting protein
Exons: 1
Coding region: 18-1688 (556 amino acids)
Cellular component (GO): membrane
Molecular function (GO): protein kinase inhibitor activity
Source: RefSeq, a predicted model, not a curated record